AUGUUCCCUGCGUUGGAAACAGAGCUAAAGCAGGAGACUCUUCCUGACCCCUAUGAGGAUUUUAUGCACCAUCACCUGCAGUAUUAUGGCUACUUUAAAGCCCAGAAAGGCAAUCUACCAAAUUCUGCUACUCACCAGCGUAUUUGGAAGACUAGCCCUCGGUACAUGUUGAAUGGCUCUUUUGGAGAAAAAGAUGAUCUGGUCUCGGACACCUUGGACCUUGGAAAAGAGAUGUUUCUAUGGCCUACCUGUUUAUCUUCAACUGGGCACACUCAGGUAGACGCUGUGAACCGAGACUCACUUAUGCUGAGUUCACCACUUCUUCGGAGCAGACAGCUUCUUUAUGAUGAACUGGAUGAAGUGAACCCACGUCUUCGAGAACCCCGAGAGCUCUUCUCAUUUUUUUCUAGUCAGGGGCCACUGCAGGCUCCAAGAUGGCCAAUAGAGUGUGAAGUCAUCAAGGAAAACAUUCAUCAUAUUGAAUGGGUUCCACCUCAACCAGAGUAUUUCUAUCAGCCUACAGGAGACGAAAAGUUACCAGAGAUUGUGGGAGAAGAGCAAGGCACAGUUGUUUACCAGUUAGAUUCAGUUCCCACAGAAGGUGCCUAUUUCACCAGUUCCAGAAUAGGAGGAAAACGAGGAAUUAUCAAGGAACUCGCUGUUACAUUGCAAGGGCCAGAAGAUAAUACUCUAUUGUUUGAAUCGAGGUUUGAGAGUGGGAAUCUGCAGAAAGCUGUCAGAGUAGGCAUCUAUGAGUAUGAACUUACCUUGCGAACUGAUCUCUACACAGACAAACACACCCAGUGGUUUUACUUUAGGGUUCAGAAUACCAGAAAAGAAGUCACCUACCGCUUCACCAUUGUCAACUUGCUGAAGCCCAAGAGCCUUUAUGCAGUAGGGAUGAAACCUCUUAUGUACUCUGAGCUGGAUGCCACCACCUACAACAUUGGCUGGAGGAGAGCAGGACAUGAAAUCAAGUACUAUAAGAAUAACAUGGAAGAGGGGCAGCAGUCCUUAUACUGUCUCACCUGGACCCUUCAGUUCCCUCAUGACCAGGAUACUUGCUUCUUCGCACAUUUUUACCCAUACACUUACACUGACUUGCAAUGCUAUCUCUUGUCAAUUGCAAACAACCCCAUCCAGUCUCAGUUCUGCAAGCUCCGAGCUUUAUGCAGGAGCCUAGCAGGGAAUACUGUCUACUUGCUUACCAUCACCAAUCCAUCCAGGACCCCUCAAGAGGCAGCUGCAAAGAAAGCGGUGGUGCUGAGUGCCAGAGUCCACCCUGGAGAAAGUAAUGGCUCCUGGAUCAUGAGAGGCUUUUUGGACUUCAUCCUUAGCAACUCCCCAGAUGCCCAGCUCCUCAGGGAUAUCUUUGUCUUCAAGGUGAUUCCCAUGUUAAAUCCAGAUGGCGUGAUUGUGGGGAAUUACCGGUGUUCGUUGGCUGGAAGGGACUUGAACAGGCAUUAUAAAACCGUUCUUAAGGAUUCUUUCCCUUGCAUUUGGUACACCAAGAAUAUGAUCAAAAGACUUCUGGAAGAAAGAGAGGUUCUCUUGUAUUGUGAUUUUCAUGGCCACAGCCGCAAGAACAAUAUCUUCCUGUAUGGCUGUAACAGCAACAGUCGCAAGCACUGGCUUCAUGAGCGGGUCUUCCCUUUAAUGUUGAGCAAAAAUGCACCAGAUAAGUUCUGUUUUGACAGUUGUAACUUUAAGGUCCAAAAAUGCAAAGAAGGGACGGGACGAGUUGUGAUGUGGCGGAUGGGCAUCAUAAACAGCUAUACCAUGGAGUCCACUUUUGGCGGGUCCACGCUGGGCAGAAAAAGAGACACUCAUUUUACCAUUGAAGACCUGAAGUCCCUAGGUUAUCAUGUCUGUGACACCAUUCUGGAUUUCUGUGAUCCUGACCAGACCAAGUACACUCAGUGUCUACAAGAGCUUAAGGAGCUCUUACAACAGGAAAUCCACAAGAAGUUCAAUAACUUUGGACAAGAUAUGGACUUAGAAGGAAACUGGAGUGACAUUCCUUUGUCUGACAUUGAGUCCAGCACCAGUGGCUCUGAUAGCUCCCUCUCGGAUGGUCUUCCUGCCCACCUACUGAACAUAGCAGAUGAGGUGAAUCAGAAGAUGAUAUUAAAGAAGCAAAAAAAGAAGAGACUCCAGACUAGAAAACAGAGAAACGAGCAGUACCAGAAGAAUUAUUUGAUGCGGGAGUUAAAGUUGACAGAGAACAAUACCCCAGGAAGGGCAAGAUUUGCUUCUACUCUGCAAAAGCAGCCUACUUUUUUGAAAAAUCCUGAGAAUUCUAGUUCUUCAAUAAUGAGAAAUGAAAAGCCAAGGCUCAAUGAGACACAAUUAAGUGGAAGAGACAAAGGCACCUCCCUGGAUCCACCAUUGACCAGCCUGGUUCUACCUAAGAAUAAAGAAAUAAUUCAGAGUAAGAAGCCAGGCUUUACAACAUCAUGCUCUCCAAAGAGAAGCACAAACUCCAGCCUAGGGCCAUCUCCAGAUGUCAAGCCAAACUGGCCUAGGACUAGAUACCCUGCCACGAGGAAAGACCGCACCACCAUGGUGGUGUACCCAUCCUUGCACAUAUACACAUACCCAUAGGUGUGCUUUUGCUGUGAC
Messenger RNA from Cricetulus griseus (Chinese hamster), 2622 nucleotides. NCBI's taxonomy places the organism in Eukaryota, Metazoa, Chordata, Mammalia, Rodentia, Cricetidae. The record is from RefSeq and is a predicted model, not a curated record.